CCCUAUUUAAGUUGCUACUCGGUAAUUAUAUUUGCUACCUUGAAAAUGUAUCCAGACUCCUUUGAAGGAUUUGCCGUCACCGACACCAACAACUGGUCCACCGUGUCCAAGAUCGAGUUCAAGCCAAAACCGUUUGGCGAGUACGACGUAGACAUCUGCAUCCACGCAUGUGGAAUCUGCGGUUCAGACGUUCAUACAGUUUCCGGAGGAUGGGGGCAGCCUGACCUGCCCGUCAUUGCUGGCCACGAAAUUAUUGGAGAGGCCGUCAGAGUCGGUAAUAAGGUCACCACCGUAAAAAAGGGCCAACGAGUGGGAGUCGGAGCCCAAAUUUGGUCCUGUUUGAAGUGUGAGGUCUGCAAAGCCAACCUGGAGAAUUAUUGCCCCCACAUGGUCGAUACGUACAAUUCAAACUAUCCUGACGGGUCCAAGGCGUGGGGAGGCUACUCGUCGCACAUUCGUGCCCACGAGUACUUCGUGUUCCCAAUUCCUGACGCUUUGAAGACAGAAGAUGUUGUGCCAAUGCUUUGCGCGGGCACCACCACAUACUCGCCACUUGUCGACAACGGCUGCGGCCCGGGCAAGAAGGUGGCAGUCAUUGGGAUUGGUGGCUUGGGCCACUUUGCUAUCAUGUUUGCAAAUGCGCUUGGUGCAGAGGUUUGUGCGUUUUCCCGGAGUAGCAAGAAAGCAGAGGACGCCAGGAAACUUGGUGCGUCCGAGUUUGUUGCUACAGGCGAGGAUUCCGACUGGCCUUCCAAACACCAGCGGGAAUUCGACUUGAUUAUUUCGUCGUCGAGCUCGGUCGAGAACUUUGAUCUCGACGGCUACCUGGGCUGUCUCAAAGUCAAGGGUAAGUUUAUGUUUGUUGGUAUUCCCGAGGACCCGCUGGAGGUGAAAUUACCUACUCUCAACCAGUCUGCCAUCUCUCUGAGUGCCACACAUCUGGGAAAUAGACAGCAAAUCCUGAGCAUGCUAAAGCUGGCUGCCGACAAGGGUCUCAAGGCCUGGACGGAGUGUUUGCCUAUUUCCGAGGAAAAUAUCAAGCACGCUCUGGAGAGAACGCACUCCCACGAUGUCAGGUUCCGGUUUGUUCUGACAGAUUACGACAAAAAGUUUGGACGGCAAGACUAGUGCUUAACUUAAUUAACUUAUAAGGCCCUUGGCCCUGUACUCCUGCACGAUUUUCCAGUAGCGAGUUUUGGUUCUGUUUCUCCAGUAGCGGCCGGUGAAGAUCAUCACAAGGAACGUGCCGAUGCAGAAGAAGCAGAUGAAUGCCGAGGCAAUAAAGCAGUUCUGAACGCCGACAUUGGUGUAGAAGGGGGUGAUUCCGUAGUCCAUUGCAAAAUUCAUGGUGUUUCUAAUCAAAAUAGCCACGGUAAUUGCGGGGGCGCUCAUGUGCUCGUACGAGUCCAAAAUGUACGUCACUGCAGAGACACAGCCGAUGGUGCAGAGACCGGCCAUGAGGCCGAGUCCAAACACGACGCCAAACCAGUGCACGCCCUUGGCUGCUCCCACUCCCCAUAAAAUCAGAGCCAUUGGACCCAGAAUCAUGUAGACUGGCAGGACCCAGAAUCGGUCCUCGGCCUCCGAAAGACCCUUGUGGCGUUUGGCAAUCUUGAUUUUUACCCAGUCGGUGGACCAGCCGGCAAAUGGAUAAAUCACGAGACAGAAAAUCACUGGAGACAGAUAUGCAAGUCCGCACAUGGAGGACGAGAAAUUGUACGGCUCGCUGCUCAGAACCAGAGCCUCAGUGCCGUUAAGCACAGAGUACCAAAACAGUGAGGAGCCGUACAGAAAGCCGGCAUAGAGAACUCCAGGAAACUGUGCCAUCAGAGCAAUGGCCUUGAACUCGUCCAGCAGACGGUUUUCUUUGCGAAUUCCGCUGGUUAGAGACAGUUUCUGCCAGAAGGUCUUUGGCGGUGGAUACGUAAUUUCCUCGUCGAUGAGCGCAGCCUGGUUGCCGAGCUCGUUGCUUGUGACCACUAGCAUAGUGUCUGGGUUUUUCUCGUCGGUCUUCUGCUCGCCACGGCUCGUGAUGGCGGCAACAAUGUUUCCCUCGUCGUCCUUUCUCACUCUCAAUCUUCUGGUGUAGUUGGUCUCCUCCAUGAAAAAUAGCAAGAAGAACCAGCACACAGCGCCGAAGAUGCAGGCGAUCCAGAUCGCCCAUUUCCAUCCCAGUCCGUCUCUCACAAACCCAGAAAGCAUAGGGGCCAUGUAAUUGGAGCCAAAGAGCGCAACGCUGUAAACACCCAUGUACGUUGCUCUUUCGUGUUCGAAAAACAAGUCGCCAACAGUGAUUUCCGGCAACGACUCGACGGGAGCAAAGAAAAACCCAUUCAGAAUGCGCGAGGCAAUCCACUCACCAUUUGAGUGCGUGUAUGGCUGCCACAGGUUGAACAUGAUGUUUCCGAGCAGCGAUAUGAGAUAUAUCGGUCUUUUUCCGUAUUAUUGUGCCAGAGGCAUCAUCAGUAGGUUGCCAAUCCCCAGGAACAAAAACAUGUAUCCAGUGCCCUCGUUGAGCUGUCCAACUGUCACGUGGACGUCUGGAUCCUCAGCAAUAUCCGUCAAAAUCGAGUAUAUGCAGCAGCCAGGAACACUUCCACCGAAAAUGUACACGACAGUACAGAAGAUGGCGAGCCACUUGCGGCCCCGAGACCAGUUUAGCGGGUCGUUAGGGUCAUCUGACGGAGUGGGGAUCAGCACAAUGCCCGACUCCGUCUCAAUAGUCUCCUUGGUGCGGUCGAGGUCCACUAGAUGGGAAGUACCGGGAAUAGCAGAGAAAUCAAUUUCGGUGUGCAUCGUAAAGCUGGUUCAACAAUUUGCGGGACUGGA
This is a messenger RNA of Ogataea polymorpha, 2829 nucleotides long. RefSeq lists its product as uncharacterized. The transcript has a single exon. Lineage: Eukaryota; Fungi; Ascomycota; Pichiomycetes; Pichiales; Pichiaceae. The coding region runs from base 46 to 1128 and encodes 360 amino acids. Gene Ontology annotation, molecular function: alcohol dehydrogenase (NADP+) activity; zinc ion binding. Gene Ontology annotation, biological process: alcohol metabolic process. The record is from RefSeq and is a predicted model, not a curated record.